AUGAGGAUCGCUACUAGUCCAAGGUUCUCGAAGUGGCUGAUAAGUGUCAAUGCAUACCCAUUCAAUGAGUUGAGGGCAACAAGGCAUGGAUUCACGUGCAAGCAUGUCGUCAUUUGGGAGCGCAACUUCACCAACCGCCAUGACUACACCUGUGUGCUCGCGAAGACCAUUGAUGUGUCCAUUCUGGAGGAUUUGAUCAUGCAAGGAGGAUGCAAGCCUCUUCCUCCUGACAUGACAGGCAUCAUGGAUUUCAUGUUUGAGCAGGGUCUUCAGAAGAGUCCACCAUGGUACAACCAUGUUGUCUCCACCCUUUCUGAAAUGCUGGAGGGGUCAGAACGAUGUGAAAGGAAGAACAUCUUCAUUGAGUGCAUCUAUUGGUUAGUGAAGGAAAUGAUUACCAAGAGUUAUGACUUCAACUCCAAUGAAGGACAGAUUGUGAUGGAUGCUUGGCAUGGGUAUUGUUCGCACUGGUAUGACUACAACAAUCAAAUCUCCUUCCAGAUAUUGACUUUGAUGAGUGAGACUUUUGUGGAUGAUUGCAUUGAAGACAUUCACAACCUUGGAUUCUUGCAACCCCACCAUGCUGUCCAUUGUGGAACUCUAAUGUGGCAUCAUGAGGUGGUCUUCCUCUCCUAUGAGUCAACCAGUGGCAGUAUCGCUGACAGCAGCCAUUUGGUGGAGGUGGCUGGAAAGGAGAUGGCUGUAUAG
Messenger RNA from Seminavis robusta, 708 nucleotides. Lineage: Eukaryota; Bacillariophyta; Bacillariophyceae; Naviculales; Naviculaceae. The record is from the annotation of a GenBank genome assembly.